Molecule: messenger RNA, 1129 nt
Organism: Hermetia illucens (black soldier fly)
Lineage: Eukaryota; Metazoa; Arthropoda; Insecta; Diptera; Stratiomyidae
Gene: Cpr76Bc
Exons: 2
Coding region: 1-1062 (353 amino acids)
Cellular component (GO): extracellular matrix
Source: RefSeq, a predicted model, not a curated record
AUGAAUUGCACGGAACAUCCUGAAUACGCCUUCAGCUACGGAGUAAAAGAUCUUCACACGGGCGAUGUCAAAUCACAAUGGGAAUCCCGAGACAACGGCAUCAUCAAAGGACGCUACAGCAUUUUGGAGCCAGAUGGGUCAAUCCGAACAGUUGACUACACAGCAGAUUCUAAAAAUGGAUUCAAUGCAGUUGUCAAAACUCAUGGACCAAACAUACAUCCCAUCAUGGAAACCGCACACUCCGGUGUAAUACACCCCAAUCAUGAAUUAUCCCAUUCCAAAAUCAACCACUACGGCAAAAAUCAAGACCAUAUUCUUCUCACCUCAAAUUUACAGCUAGCUGAAGAAAUUUCAAAAGAUGUGGAAGACACACAACCCGAAAUUGAAGUUAAGCAGUCAGUAGAGCCUGAAAUACAAUAUGGCCAAAAUGUAGAACAGCCAGAAGUGCCUGCAGAAGCUGAGUACUUUGAACCAAGCGAGGAAGUCAGACCAGAAAUCAAAAGCGUUCCAGCCCCAGAUCUGUCUGGAUUUCAACCUAUACCAUCUCAUGGCGGGUUCAGUGACGAUCAAGAGCCCUGGAAAGCUAUAAUAAAUGAGGAUACAGCUAAAUAUUACGAUCGCGUCAAGGAAGAAUAUCACCAAGAUGAACCACAAGCAACAAUUCGAGUACUCCCCGAGACCUUCUAUCAGCCAAAAGCACUUGCUUCUUUAAAUACAAACUUCAUAUCAUCGCAGCCUGCUUUUGCUGAAGAAAUGGUACCAAGCUACUCACAGCCAAGUAAGGUUCGAGGAAAAUUGCAUACAACCCCAGGUUUAAGAUAUUUCGCAAACAAUAAUAAGCAGAAGAAAUUCAAGCGUGGACAUAAUAAAAGUAUCUUUUCCAAUCAUUUUCCGAGAAAGCCAAGAAUGUUGGGAAGACAUAAAGAAGGACCGCUGUAUUUUGGCAGCAAUUUAAAGGAGCAACGGCAAGCUUCCUCUCGAAUAGUGCAAUCAAUGUUGAAGAGGGAUAAAAUGCAUAUUGUGCCGAAUUACGCAUCUUAUAAUUCCGAUCGUUAUUUAUAAUGAUCUCGUUGAUGUGGCUUUUAAUUUUCUUUUCAAGUUUUUUGAGGAAAAUUGGUGGAAAACAGUA